GGAUGCUAGUGCCCACUUCUCUUGCUGCUCGGCUGCUAAGCCUGUUCCAGCAGCAGCUGGGCUCCCUCUGGAGUGGCCUGGACAUUCUGCUCUGCUGGCUGAGAAUAGUCCUGGGGUGGCUAGGUUCUGGACGGGGACAGCCACAGCCACAGCCACAGGUCCCGACCGAGCCCAAGGAGACCCAGGAAGAACCGAACAGUUCUCGGCCCACAACCCCCGUGAGCGUCAACUAUCACUUCACCCGUCAGUGCAACUACAAAUGCGGCUUCUGCUUCCACACAGCCAAGACAUCCUUCGUGCUGCCCCUGGAGGAGGCCAAGCGAGGACUGCUUCUGCUCAAACGGGCUGGUAUGGAGAAGAUCAACUUUUCAGGAGGAGAACCCUUCCUGCAGGACAGGGGUGAAUACGUGGGCAAGCUUGUGAGGUUCUGCAAGGAGGAGCUGGCCCUGCCUUCUGUGAGCAUAGUGAGCAAUGGGAGCCUCAUCCGGGAGAGGUGGUUCAGGGACUACGGUGACUUCUUGGACAUCCUUGCUAUCUCCUGUGACAGCUUCAAUGAGGACGUUAAUGUUCUUAUUGGCCGAGGUCAAGGAAAAAAGAACCACGUGGAAAACCUUCAAAAGUUGAGAAAGUGGUGCAGAGAUUACAAGGUGGCUUUCAAGAUCAAUUCCGUCAUUAAUCGCUUCAACGUGGAUGAAGACAUGAAUGAACACAUCAAGGAUCUGAGUCCUGUCCGCUGGAAGGUCUUCCAGUGCCUCCUGAUUGAGGGUGAGAACUCUGGCGAAGACGCCCUGAGGGAAGCUGAAAGAUUUCUUAUAAGCAAUGAAGAAUUUGAAGCAUUCUUAGAGCGUCACAAAGAGGUGUCCUGUUUGGUGCCUGAAUCUAACCAGAAGAUGAAAGACUCCUACCUUAUUCUGGAUGAAUAUAUGCGCUUUCUGAACUGUACUGGUGGUCGGAAGGACCCUUCCAGGUCCAUCCUGGAUGUUGGGGUAGAAGAAGCGAUAAAAUUCAGUGGAUUUGAUGAAAAGAUGUUCCUGAAGCGUGGCGGGAAGUAUGUGUGGAGCAAAGCCGACCUGAAGCUGGACUGGUGAGGCUGAGGAGACUCUGCUGAGCCCUGGGGAGGUCCAUGUGCAGCUGUCUCCACCACCCUAGGCUCCUGGCCAUUCUCCAGGGAUGAAGACCCGACUAUCUGCUGCACAUCCUCUGGCUGUCGGUGGUUUAUUGUUACUGAGAAUGCAGUUUGUCUGUCUGUCUGUUUGUUUCAGUUUGACUGAACUAAGAAAGAGGUAAAACCAUGCAAUGACAAUCUAUAAAACAGAUAAUCUGCUUGUGUGCAGGGAGAGAGUUCAGUUCACAGAGGAGCAUGUUCCCAGAGACGUAUUUGACUUUUUAAGGAAUUUUACUGUGAAUCCCUUGUUUCCUUUUUCCUUUGUUCUCCCCACUUGAGAAAGUGAGUUAUUUUCUGCUAAAUAUGCCAGUUUUGUCACCAGGAAACAUCACAAAAUAUGUCCUCCAAUUGCUAUUCUAAUGCUGUUCUGCUUUGGAAUGUUGGACUUUUUACUCAGAAGUACAGGGAGAAUGAAGACACAUCCCAAAGAGCCAUCAAUGAGACUCUUCCUCAUUUGCCGAGAGCUCGUGGAAGGAAUCACUUCCGAGGAUGCUGUUUAUGGCUCUAGCACGUGAUGCUGCUGCUUGAAAGAUGACUGUUCCGCACGGUGCCAAUGUCUCCAGGAUUCUCUACAAAACCCAAGAGACACUUUGCCUCUUAUGAUGCGGCCAUGAGGAUGGCAUUUGUGCAACUGCACCCUCCUGGUGAUGAGGCUGCCUGAAUCCGUCACACUAAAACAGGAGUUUGAGUAGAGGAAGGUCAUCAUCUCACUCUGAAUGGCUGUGUUGGUGCAUUCCGCCAAAGUCAUGGGAGCAUGGGCAGAAGGACUCUGUCAGGAAUAUGGAGUGUGGCUGGCUUGGUAUAAAAGUACUUGUGGCUCCACAGAACAUUUCCCAAGAAACUCUGAAAUGAGACCCAAUCUAGGUCAGCAUGAGAGGAACCAGUUCCUUCUUUACACUGAAAAGCAGAAGAGACAAUGUGACUGAGUCAAAAUCCUCUUCCUGUGGAACCAUUGCAUGAAGUUUAUCAAACCUACACAGCGGCUCACUGCUUGAAAGAAAAUAAUUUCCUAUCAAAGAGCAAAAAUCAUUGAAAAGUUUGUUAUGCCCAAGAAAUUUAACUCGCCUGGAAUUCCACUGCUGCCACUAGAGGGCGCUGAGACGUCGGACUUCAUCUCAGAGUCUUACUUUUUUAGGACUUGGUGAAUUUUGGUUGUUUUUUCAUUGUUUGUUCUGUGUGUGUGUGUGUGUGUUUGGAUCAGUACUAAGAAUUUGAUAAGGAACUGGAUUUUUCUCACAAAAGAUGUUCAUACUUCAAUUAAGUCACUAUAAUUCAACUGAGACAUACUUUUGUCUCAUCAAAAAUAGGUCAGGUGUUCUGUAUUUUCUGUUUUGUUUGUUUGUGUGUGUGGUUGUUGACCUAUUUUAUUUUUGCUUGAAACUGUAUAUAACUAUGUAGCCCAGGCUGGACUGGAACUCAUGAUCUUCCUGCCCUAACUUCCCAAGAGAUAGGGAUUACAUUUGUAUAUCACGGUAGGGAUUACAUUUGUAUAUCACCUGACUUCUAUGUGGAUAUUUUAAAGAGAAAAUUGAGUCACAUUUUCCCCUGCAGAUUUUGAUAAUUUUUGGUUAAGUCCUGUGUACUCAGUUUACCUGGGAAAGCCCAGAGGACAUGAGCAGAUGCCUGCUUGGUCAUGUGACAGGGAAGCAACCUUGGAGCUGAGGCUCUAUCUUCUGAGUUGGAGUAUGCUUCCUUCUAGCUGAGGGGACCUGUAUGUCUCCUUCCCCUAAGAAAAACCAGCAUGAAAAGUGUACACUUGGGAAAUGAGCCAUUCUAAAUGCACUCCCAAGUGUUUCUCCGACUCCCAGCACCUUAUGUAUGCACAGGACGUAUGAGACCUCUAUGCUUAAAAUAUUCAAAAAUCCCUCUUUCUUAAAGGGAAGAAUGGUGAUAUUUUAUCAUCAUAGUAAAAAUCAAACUUGGAUUAGAUCAUGGGUUGGUUUGCUUUCUCAGUUUUAAAUCUGGGUGUUCAUUUUGUGAAACAUAUGCUCUUUAUUGGGAAAGUGAAGAGCUAUUUGGUUGACAUUUAUCUGCUAAGUGUUACAGACAGAUAGUUUGUGUAGGUGACUGCUGACUUAGGAUGGGCAUGCUGUGAAAGGGGACUCAUUAAGAACUUUGGAGGGCAGGACAUCCAAAAAGCCCCUAGUGUCUCUAUUAUAUAGUGUUAAAUAAUAAAAUCAUGGGCUGUUUUCUUGUAUGCUAGAUGCCGAAUGGUGUUACUUGACCAAAUUGUCUGAAAAAAAAAAAAAUGGUCUCAGGUUUGGUCUGCAUUGGGUUUGGGGGUCGAAUUGUUACAUAGAACAACAGCCAAACAAUCGAAACCAGCCACUGUUGGUUCCUUCCAGCAAUAAUUCAGCUCAUACCCUACCUCUUGAUGAACCAAUAUUGUUGAAUAAGCUCUUUUAAGACAAAGGACAAUAAUACGGGUGACCACACAUCAUCUGAGUGUGUUCAGGUAAGGUUUAGUGUUGGGAGAUAUAUGUAUAUGCAUUCCCCUGUAGAAUUACACUGUGUUUUGAAACAUUUGGUCUAAUGUAUGGUAAUGUGUAUUAAAAUGUUCUGUACAUGACCUAA
Molecule: messenger RNA, 3739 nt
Organism: Peromyscus eremicus (cactus mouse)
Lineage: Eukaryota; Metazoa; Chordata; Mammalia; Rodentia; Cricetidae
Gene: Rsad2
Product: radical S-adenosyl methionine domain containing 2
Exons: 6
Coding region: 3-1088 (361 amino acids)
Biological process (GO): defense response to virus; positive regulation of immune response
Cellular component (GO): endoplasmic reticulum membrane; endoplasmic reticulum; mitochondrion
Molecular function (GO): 4 iron, 4 sulfur cluster binding; catalytic activity
Source: RefSeq, a predicted model, not a curated record